Molecule: messenger RNA, 872 nt
Organism: Bemisia tabaci
Lineage: Eukaryota; Metazoa; Arthropoda; Insecta; Hemiptera; Aleyrodidae
Source: RefSeq, a predicted model, not a curated record
GUGUUUUUCAGUUUUAAUCCCGGGUUUCCAUCGGUUCCGCGUCAGCGCGAAAGAGACGCCGGUCUGGAACCCGGGUCGUGGACUCGGCGCGGGUUGCCAAAAAAAACGUGGUGGCAAGUCGAAGCCGGUGACGGCGGAGGUGUGUGCACUUCCGGAGUGUGCGUGGAUCGGAGUGUGUGCGUAAUUUUGGUGUGAUGCCCGGGCGGGGCGGCGGGGCCCGGGGUCGGGGCGUUUGUUCCGGAUUUGGACUCGGUCCUGGAGCCGGGCGCGUCGUCGUCCCCGGGUCGCCCUCGCGGUCGCCGUAAGCGGCGUCAUCGGUAGGAUGGUGCGGGCGGCCACCGUCUCCGACGCGCACGUUCACCUCCACUACUCGGCCCGCAAGUUCAGGAACAAUCUCAUCGCCGGCAUCUCACGGGCCGAGGAUGUGGCAACUCAGGACCGGCAGGUGACUGUUAGAAGUGGGGCUGCGGAGAAUGGAGUGCGCAGUAAUGGUUCGUCGGCAAUAAGCCACCAUGCAAGCGAUGGUCUAUCCAGCGGAGCGUCUAUUUGCAACCGUAGGCAAUCGAUCGACUCGCUUGCCCAGCAUUCAACUGUGAACGGUAAAAGUUCACCCAAAUCGAAACGAAAAGUUGCUAAUGUCUCGAAUACAAUCGAUGGACCUGUGACCUUGAAUUAUCAUCCAGUGAAAACUUCUGUCACCAAAGUUAGAGCCAUUCACAUCAAAAGCUUCAUCUCAGGUGACUCUAUACCCGUCAAACUCGUCUGCGAGACUUCCUCGAAAUCAAGUGCUGAAAAUUCAAACAAGAAAGUGAAAUAUCUCUCUUCGUUUUUGAAAUUCUAUAAUUUCAUCUGAAAUAAACGAAGCAAUCGGA